AUGAACGCAGGCGUUUUGAGAUGGACCCCGUGCGCUGUGCUCCAGCGCCAGGCUUUGCCGCGGCAAGCAGUUGGAGGCCUGCCUGAAGACAGGGCUGCUGCCACCAGGGCCCAGGCGCGAGAGCCCACAGCGCCUGGUUGGCGAGGCCUCGCAGCUCCCAGCCUUGCCUUUGGGUUGGGCCUGGCGCGUGCACAGAGGCAGCGCCUAAGCCGGCAGACUGCAAGAUACAGCACUGGCCCGGAGGCGCUGAAACCGCCGCAGCCCAACGUGAUGCAGCGCACAGCGACGCGAGGUGAGAAGGCUGCAGAGCUGGCCAAGAAGGCCAAAGACUUGCCGCCCCCGUCCCGCAGCAUCACCAUGGAUGAUGUAGACCUCCAGUUCUCCCGCAGCAGCGGGCCAGGAGGACAGAAUGUCAACAAGGUCGAGACCAGGGUGCAAGCUAGCUUCGACGUGGAUACGGCCAGGUUUUUGCCUCAGUGGGUGAAGGACAACCUCCGCAAGCAGGAGGCAAAUCGAUUUAACAAGAAGGGCAUUCUGGUGGUCUCCGCGGAGGAGCAGCGAACAAAGCAUGACAACCUUCGAAUAGCAAUGCAAAAGCUGCAAGCGAUGAUCGACCAGGCGGCCUUCAAGCAAAAGAUGCCGGAUCAGAAGAAGGUCCAGAAAAUGCGGCGGACAAAGAAGGCUGCCAAUGAGAAGCGGCUGCAGGACAAGAAGUUCAAGAGCCAAGCCAUUCAGAAGAGGAGCGCGGUUCGCGCUUUGCAGUUGAUGAGAUUCUGCAGCUUUGAGGCAUUGCUGGAGCGUUUCCGGCAAAUUUCAGACAAGGGCGUGCUGCUUUUCUCCGGCGGGCCUGAAAUGACGCGGCACGACACGGACCAUGAGGACCUUUUUCGGCAAGAGAGCACGUUCCACUAUCUCUUCGGCGUGCGAGAGCCUGGCUACAUGGGCACCUUGGACCUGGAGUCCGGGAGUGCCACGCUUUUCGCUCCGCGACUUCCGGCAGAGUACGAACUUUGGAUGGGCAAGAUCGCAGACGUGGACACCUUACAGGAGCACUACGGUGUGGAUGAAGUGGUUUACGUUGACGAGAUCGCGGCCUGGUUCCAGCGCCGGGCACCAACAAAAGUCUACAUCCAGCGAGGCAGAAAUUCAGAUAGCGGCAGCGAGGUGGCACCUGCCAGCUUCGAUGGCCUCAGCAACUAUGAUGUAGACGAAGAACUGCUUCACCCCGUCGUUUACGAGACACGUGCUCGAAAGAACGAGGAGGAGUUGAGGCUUCUCCGGUAUGUGAACCGGAUUUCUGCAGAUGCACACAUCGGAAUGAUGCGGCAAGCACGGCCAGGGCUGAUGGAGUACCAGCUGGAAAGCACCUUUGCCUACUCGUGCCACUACAACGGAGGUUGCCGCUUGCUGUCCUACACUCCGAUUGCGGGCUCGGGCCCGAACUCGGCAGUUUUGCACUAUGGUCAUGCUGGUGCCCCCAAUGAUCGAAGGCUGGAGGACGGCGACAUCGUUCUUUGUGACAUGGGCUGCGAGUACUACUGCUACGCUUCCGACAUCACCAAUUCCUUUCCUGCAACUGGCACCUUCUCCAAAGAUCAGCGCCUCAUCUUCGAGACCGUAGCAGCCAUGCAGUUUGCUGUCCUGAGCUCCAUGAAGCCUGGUGUGGCAUGGGUUGAUAUGCACGAGCUCGCGUACCGCGUAAUGUGCGAGAAGCUCACAGCUGCCGGCUUGCUGGUGGGCGACGUGGACGAAAUGAUGGCAGCCAAUGUGGGUGGUGUGCUGAUGCCUCAUGGCCUCGGCCAUUUCCUGGGAAUCGACACCCAUGAUGUGGGCGGCUAUCCGGAAGGUGCUCAGCGUGACACCCGGGAUGGCUUCAAGUCUUUGCGGUGUCAGCGGGUCUUGGAGCCUGGCUUCGUGUUGACGGUUGAGCCCGGAGUCUACUUCGUGGAUUAUUCCCUGCGGAAGGCAAAGGAAGACCCUGAACUCAGCAAGUUCUUCAACUGGGACCGCAUUGCGGAGUUCGAGAACUUUGGCGGCAUCCGGCUGGAGGACAAUGUUCUGGUGACCGACGAUGGCAUUGAAAACUUUACUGUCGCGCCCAGGACAGUCGAGGAGGUUGAGGCAGUAAUGCGCGGCGAGAUUGCGGACGCCGCUGCGCUGAUGGCAUGGAGGCAUGAGCAGGAGGAGCAAGUGACGGAGCAGGAGGAGGAAGUGUACGGCCACUCUGCCACGUUAGUGGGCAACACCGUCUGGGUGCUUGGGGGCAAGAACCAAGCUGGCAAGCGCCUCAGCGUGCAUUGCUUCUGCCCGAAAGCCCUGACAUGGUCCAAACGCACCCCUGCCGACAACAGCCAUGCGCCUUCAAAGCGCUGGGGGCACUCGGUGUGCGAAGUCACCGGAAAAAUGCUCAUUGUGGUGGGAGGCUUUGACAGCAAGCACAACUUGCGAGAUAGCUGGGUUCUGGACACAACGCAGGAUGCGAGCUUUGCUGAUGUGUGCGAUGACUUGCCGGUCUUUGGCGCGUACCAUUCGGUGGUGUUCCACAAGAGGAAGGAGCGAGUCAUCCUGUUUGGAGGCCAAUGCUGCGUCAAUGGUGCGUACGAAUACUUUCAGGAUGUUUAUGUGCUUCACUUUCAACAUGAAGCGGAUGAAGAUCUGGAAGGCUGGGUCCAUGCGCGAGUGCGGGGCCCAAAGCCCGAGGCCAGGGCACAGCACAGUGCAGUUUUGGCCGGGGCUGGGAUGAUCAUCUAUGGCGGGGCCAAUGCCACAAGGCAGUUCAACGACCUUUGGACGUUCGAUUUGCUGGACCACAUGUGGACGCGGCUGCCGCCCGAAGGGCCUGCACCCCCCGUGGAGACGCAGAUCGAGCCACAGGCCUUCCGAGUGAGGUCCUGCCGCAGCAUCUUUCUGUGCCGCAACAUGCAGCUGUUAGUGUUGGGCCGAGCGCCACCGCCAGCCUUUUCCAAGUACAGCCUUCAUGUGUAUGACCUGAAGUCUCUUCAGUGGCGUCCGGCGCCCAUGCACCGGAGCGCCGAUUGGCGGGGCAACGCAGCUGGCUGGGUCUGGGGCGACGAGCUUUGGGUCCACGGCGGGCACCACGACAGCAACGAGCCGCAGAACAUCCUACUGCCAUUGCUCACUGGGCCCAGCAAGCUGCUGCGGCGCACCGUGCAGAGCAUUUCUGCUUUGCCCCAUGAGAACCUGAAGCUGAUCUUCAGCUUUAUCUCUGGAUCGGUGGAGGCCUGCCUCUUUUAG
Messenger RNA from Effrenium voratum, 3255 nucleotides. The record is from the annotation of a GenBank genome assembly. Lineage: Eukaryota; Dinophyceae; Suessiales; Symbiodiniaceae.